AUGGUAGCAAAAAAAGUAAGCCUGAAGCUCUUCAUGAUAGAGAAGGGGAGCCAACGACGGGUGCUGUUUGCUGAAGCAGACAAGGAGUUUGUUGAUUUCCUAUUUAGCAUUUUCACUCUGCCGGUCGGAACUGUCACGAGGCUUCUGAAAGAGGGAAGUGGCAUGGUAGGCAGCUUGCCAACCCUCUACAGAAGCAUUGAAAAUAUGAGUUUUAAUCACAUUCAACCAGCCAAAGACAAAAGCUUCCUGUUAGAACCAAAAGUAUUCAUGCCUGGUGUUAAAAUCCCUCUCCUAUUGCCCAACGUUGCCUCAACAUUCCGUCAAUUGUAUAACUCUGAUGACGAUAACACAAAAUGUUAUUCGUGCGGAGCUAGAAAGAACGCGUUGGCAACAUUCACAGACCCCCCAAGCGCAACAAGGGCAUUCUCCACUAGUGAGGAAGGUUACGUGAGAGGGACGAUUACAUACAUGGUGAUGGAUGAUCUAGACGUGAAGAUCUCUUCCGCCAGCUCUUUUGCCACUUUGCUUACCCAAUUUGAUGUCAACGAUAUACGGGUUAUUGAGGAGAAAGUGGUCGAUGUGGGCAUGGAUGAGGGUGUGAAAUUGCUCCGAACUUCUUUGCAAUCAAAGACUGUUUUGACUGACGUGUUCCUUUCGGCAGAGAUUAUUCAAACUGAGGUCUCAAUUAAGGAGGAGGAACAUGUUGAAAUAUGA
Molecule: messenger RNA, 714 nt
Organism: Corylus avellana
Lineage: Eukaryota; Viridiplantae; Streptophyta; Magnoliopsida; Fagales; Betulaceae
Source: RefSeq, a predicted model, not a curated record